This is a messenger RNA of Eruca vesicaria subsp. sativa (arugula), 1099 nucleotides long. NCBI's taxonomy places the organism in Eukaryota, Viridiplantae, Streptophyta, Magnoliopsida, Brassicales, Brassicaceae. The record is from the annotation of a GenBank genome assembly.
AUAAAUAUCAUUCCUCUACUGUUAUUUUUAGCUGUUGAAAACAUCUACAAAAUUAAUAUCAUUCGCAUCAUCAGAAGUACUCUCCUCCGAUAUGGCUUUACCUCUUCAAACGAUGUCGUACACUCUACGUUCCCCCACACACAACAUCCCAAGAAGCCACCGUCCGUCGCUUCUCCGUGUACGCUCUAAGUUCCCCACAAACAAGUCUCAGCCUAACCGUGAGAAGCUUGUUGCUGAGCAACGCCUUGUAAGUCCUCCUUCCUCCAACGACCCAACUCUACAAUCUACACGUACGCACUGUUUAUGGGUUGCAGCGGGUUGCACCACCGUGUUUGCCUCUUUUACCAAAUCUAUCAUUGGAGGAGGGUUUGGUUCUCAUCUCAUGCUCGAGCCAGCUUUAGCCGGUUAUGCAGGGUACAUCUUAGCUGAUCUUGGCUCUGGUCUGUACCACUGGGCCAUUGAUAACUACGGUGAUGAGUCAACCCCUCUUGUAGGAACCCAAAUCGAAGCUGCACGAGGUCACCACAAAUGGCCUUGGAUAAUCACAAAACGGCAGUUCGCAAACAAUUCACACGCUUUGGCUCGUGGCAUGACCUUGAUGGUUCUUCCACUAGUUCUUGCAUGUAAUGAUCCGGUGGUUCAUGGCUUCGUGAGCGUGUUUGCAUUUUGCAUAUUGUUUUGCCAACAGUUUCAUGCUUGGGCUCAUGAAAGCAAGAGCAAGCUUCCACCUCUUGUGGGGACGUUUCAGGACAUGGGGCUUCUCCUUUCACGGAGGCAGCAUGUGAAUCAUCACAAGCACCAACUUACGUAUAUGAGUUACUGCAUAGUGAGUGGGAUGUGGAACAAUGUUUUGGAUGAGAAUAAGAUCUUUGAGGCAUUAGAAAAGGUGUUAUAUGUCCAGUUUGGGGUGAGACCUAGGUCCUGGAGCGACCCAGACUCCGAAUGAACAUAAGAAUUGAUAUCUCUUCCAGAAAAUCAUUAAACGAUAUAUUUCCAUCUCUUGCUUUAUCUUAUAUCUCAUGUUGCAAUAAUGUUCGUGUUGAUUGUCUCAAAAGAUAAAACACAAAAAGAGUAAAAAGAGUAUCAGCGCGUCCACGCG